Messenger RNA from Xiphias gladius (swordfish), 1289 nucleotides. RefSeq names its product zygote arrest 1-like (gene zar1l). The coding region runs from base 33 to 938 and encodes 301 amino acids. Gene Ontology annotation, molecular function: mRNA base-pairing post-transcriptional repressor activity. NCBI's taxonomy places the organism in Eukaryota, Metazoa, Chordata, Actinopteri, Istiophoriformes, Xiphiidae. The transcript has 4 exons. Gene Ontology annotation, cellular component: cytoplasm. Gene Ontology annotation, biological process: translation. The record is from RefSeq and is a predicted model, not a curated record.
GGAAGCACUUGGACUGGUUUCAUGGCUCCAGGAUGGAGGGGUACCUGUCCACGUUUCCUCCGUACAACGUCUGCGAUAACCCGGUCUGCGCUCCCCCAGCUCCGGGCAGCGGCUGGGGAAAGCGAGAGGGCCGCUUCAUGACCCCCCAGGGCCUCAACUACCUGGAGCUCUGCAAGGCCAUCCUGGCCCAAGUCAGCCCCAGUGUGUCCCCUCCGCUCAGGAAAGCGAACACCAGAGAGUGCGGCGUGCAGGUGAACGCCAAAGUGGAUAAAAUCGUCCAGUGCUCGCUGGGUCCCAAGACGCUGUUCGGCCUGGAAAGCGACCAUCCCGCGUCCUCGAAAUCCCCCAGGAGCCCGGAUCUGUUCGGACCGAGCGGGAGGGCGCCGUACAACACGCCGCCGGGGAGCAACCUGCGCUUCCUGAGGCCCGUCUCCAUCUACUCGGCGGUGUUUGACCGCAGGAUCUUCCCGGAGAAACUCCACGACGACGGGGGAAGUGAUGGCGAGGUCGAAGCCGCGGAACAAGGGGAGUCUGACAGGGAUGCCGAGGCGGAUCACAGCGGGGAGGACACAGUGAAGGACUUUAAGACAACUUUCCGCCAGUCUUCAAAGGGGUCCAACUUUCAGUUCUUGGAGCAGAGGUAUGGCUUUUUCCACUGCAAAAAGUGCAACAUCCGGUGGGAGAGUGCUUACGUAUGGUGCAUCUCUGGAACCAGUAAGGUGUACUACAAGCAGCUCUGCCGGAAGUGCCAGGUAGGGUUUAACCCUUACAGAGUGGAGCCAAUCCUCUGCAAGGGUUGCUCUCAGACUUGCUGCACCUGUGAGAAGAAGCAGAGGCACAUUAACAUGAAGAGGCCUCACCGUCAGGACCUGUGUUGUCGCUGCAAGGGCAUGAGGCUGUCCUGCGACGCCACCUACAGCUUCAAAUACAUUGUCUGAGCUCGCCCAGGGUGUUCGCGCCGGCCUAGAGCCGCCUAUUCCUCAUGUAGAUCUGAUGGCAGUUGUUACCGAGGGUGAGGCCGUGUCACUCAUGUCGGCAGACAUGUAGUAGCUGUACAUGUCACGAUGGAAACUGCCUCCAGUAACGGACUUGAAGAGAUUCAUUUGUUCUUCAACCAGUGAGUAGCUGAAUCUCUGGUUGUUUGAGAAAACAUCUCAAGAGGGCUGUCUUUGUUUCCCUCCACCAAUCCUGGUGCUUAACUAAACAUGAAAACUUAUUUUUGCAAGAAUAAAGUUUAUAAAAAAAAAACAUAUUGCACCUAAAACAUUAAAUUCUUGUAGAUUAUUGAA